This is a messenger RNA of Hyla sarda, 740 nucleotides long. RefSeq lists its product as uncharacterized. The record is from RefSeq and is a predicted model, not a curated record. The coding region runs from base 37 to 687 and encodes 216 amino acids. The transcript has 2 exons. NCBI's taxonomy places the organism in Eukaryota, Metazoa, Chordata, Amphibia, Anura, Hylidae.
AAGCUUUUUGAUUUUUGUGUAGGGAAGGACUGUCCUAUGUUCCUGCAGGGAGAUAUAAACUGUGUAAGCUCAGAGGAAAUGGAUAGACUUCGUAUGCAGGGAGCAGUUAGAAGUACGGGGGUGUCCCCAUUGGCUAAAAUCUGCACAGAGUUCGGAUGGAAGGAUAUUUGGAGGAUGCAAAAUCCGGAAGCUAGAAAGUAUUCUUGCUGGAAUAAAACCAGCCGAACUCUGUCCAGAAUAGAUACAUGUAUUGGUAAUCCCCAAAGCUGGGAUAAAAUAAGCCAGAUUCCUUAUCUCACUCGCUGCCUGUCUGACCACGCAGCGAUAGAGAUAAAUAUUAUUACGGGAGGGUUGCCCUUGGAGGGUUUGUUAAAAAUUAACGCACACUGGUUUACACUUAUAGAUAAUGGAGGGAUAUUAAAGAGUCUUGUAGAGUACUUUAGGAACAACUGGGGGACAGCGAGUGACCAGAUGGUAUGGGAAGCGGGGAAGGCGUUCCUCAGGGGAGAGUUAAUAAGAGCAAUUAAAAGAAAGAAGCGGGAGUUUAGGAGUAGGGAGGAAGAGCUGAGGAAGAAUUGUUUGAAGACAGAAGAACAACAAGUACGGAACCCCACGGAGGAAGAUCCAUGUAUCCUGUGGACUAUUUCGGAUUUGGUGGACUGCUUCAAUGACCAGCGUCUUUUUUAAACCUGUUUAAUGUUAAUGAGAGUGUUUUUUGGAAUAAAAUUUUUUGAAACGUG